This is a messenger RNA of Calliphora vicina (urban bluebottle blowfly), 1875 nucleotides long. RefSeq names its product putative ATP-dependent RNA helicase Dbp45A (gene Dbp45A). The coding region runs from base 51 to 1664 and encodes 537 amino acids. Lineage: Eukaryota; Metazoa; Arthropoda; Insecta; Diptera; Calliphoridae. Gene Ontology annotation, molecular function: RNA helicase activity; ATP binding; nucleic acid binding. The record is from RefSeq and is a predicted model, not a curated record. The transcript is spliced from 6 exons.
AUUUAAUUCAUUCGCUGAAUCUAAGAAAUUUGUUCAAAUUCUAUACAAAAAUGUUAAGAAAGGACACAAAUCCUUUUAUACAACUAGGUUUAAGACCUUGGUUAGCCAAACAAUUAACAAAGUUGGGUCUGAAACAAACUACUCCUAUUCAAGAAAACUGCAUACCAUCCAUUUUAGACGGUAAAGAUUGCAUAGGAGCCGCCAAAACUGGUUCGGGUAAAACAUUUGCCUUCGCUUUGCCCAUACUGGAGAAACUAAGUGAGGAACCCACUAGUCAUUUUGCUCUAGUAUUAACGCCCACACAUGAAUUGGCUUAUCAGAUAUCGGAACAAUUUUUGGUGGCUGGUCAACCAAUGGGUGUACGAGUUUGUGUAGUAUCUGGCGGUACUGACCAAAUAAUAGAAGCCCAAAAGUUAAUGCAAAGGCCUCAUAUUGUGGUAGCCAUGCCGGGUCGUUUGGCCGAUCAUUUAACGGGAUGUGAUACGUUUUCAUUUGAUAAUCUGAAAUUUUUGGUUGUUGAUGAAGCUGAUCGUAUGUUAAAUGGUGACUUUGAUGAAAGUUUAAAAAUUAUAGAGAGUUGCCUGCCGAAAGAAAGACAAAAUUUAUUCUUUUCGGCCACAAUGAAGGAUUUCAUUAAAGAAUCCAGUAUAUUUCCUAUAGCUAAAGAUUGCUUAGAAUGGUCCGAAGAAUUUCAAACAGCCACUGUGGAAACUUUAGAUCAACGCUAUUUGCUUUGUGCCGACUACGAUCGAGAUAUGGUGUUAAUCGAGGCUCUGCGCAAGUAUCGUGAAGAUGAUGAGAAUUCGAAUGUAAUGAUUUUUACAAAUACCAAAAAAUACUGCCAAUUACUGUCAAUGACUUUAAACAGCAUUGGCAUUGAUAAUGUCUGUCUGCAUGGUUUCAUGCGACAAAAGGAAAGAGUGGCCGCUUUAAAUCGUUUCAAGUCGAAACAUGUGCGCACCUUAAUUGCAACCGAUGUGGCUGCUAGAGGGCUUGAUAUACCAAGUGUUCAACUGGUCAUUAAUCAUCGAUUGCCUCGUACACCCAAAGAGUAUAUUCACCGUGUGGGAAGAACAGCUCGCGCCGGUCGAAAAGGUGUGGCCAUAUCCAUUUUUCGUUUUCCACGAGAUCUAGAAUUAUUGGGUGAAAUUGAGCAGGCCAUUAAUACGAAAUUAACUGAACAUCCUAUAGAUCAAAAAAUGGUGGAACGUAUUUUCAUGCAAGUUAAUGUUUCGAGACGUGAAUCGGAGAUACAAAUGGAUAAUAAUGAUUUCGACGAAAGAGCUCAGAACUAUAGAAGAAAACAAUGGAUAUUGGACGGCAAGGAUCCAGAUGAAAUGGAAAAUAUAUAUCGCAAGAAACAGAAAGAUAAAAUAAAAGAGAUUAAACGUCAACGCAAAGAACGCCAACAGCAAUUUGAGAGCAAAGAACCUUCUACAAUUAUACAAGAUGAACGUUUCAAGUCGGUGGACACCGAGCGAUUUGAAAAGAAAAAGAAAUCAAAGAAAAGUGAUGCAACAACGUCCGCUGCUAAAAAUGAACAAACCAAUGCCACCCAAAAGAAGAAGAAAAUUGAUAAACGUUUUCAGCAAACAGCGUUGCCUAAUAAAAAAGCUAAAAAACUGUUAAUAGGCAGCAAAAAAAGCGGCCCAAAGAAAACAUAACAUCAUGUAUCCAUUGCUUGGAGUUUUUAUUGUAUAAACUUAAAUAAACUUAUAUUGUAUGUAGAAAAAAAUAACACGUUUUUAAAAAACCUUUUUUUCUUAAAUUACAAAAUGUUUACACUUUAGAUGCAUUAAUGUAAAAUAUGUACGUACGUACAUGUAUAUGAAAAUAAAACAAAUAUAGAGUAUAAGUAAAUUUUAAAAAUUAUAA